Messenger RNA from Acaulospora colombiana, 537 nucleotides. The record is from the annotation of a GenBank genome assembly. NCBI's taxonomy places the organism in Eukaryota, Fungi, Glomeromycota, Glomeromycetes, Diversisporales, Acaulosporaceae.
UUUGAGAUUUCAUCCACAACAAUUGAGCUCAAAAAUGUUGAUCGGUCGCAAGAAAUAAUCGAACACGGUGCGAAGGGUAACGGGGAGGAUGAUGCUGUUUCAUUCGAUCUUAAGAUGAAAGAAAAUGUGCGACACCUCCAAGAGUCGGCAAAACGGAAAGCACAGGAGAUCAAUGAUCAAGAUAAAAAAUUAUCCAAGACGUUAGUCAAGAUAUGGAAUAUGUUUGGGGAUGCUAUUCGGAAAGAAAUUGAGCAAGUCAAGCAAGACAUAAAAAAACUCGAUCAUUCGAAAGAUUCCGAGGUUGAAGAUGGGCCGGCGAAAAAGAAGGUGAAGGAGUCGUUUGUGGAAACUCAAAGGAAAAAAUAUUUAUCUUCCGGAAGGGCUCUUGCGGCCAAGAGGAAAAAGGGAAAUGAGGCGGAGACAUUGGAGAAACUCAAGUCAUUUCAAUCAAAACUCAUGGUGGCGGAGCCCACAGAAGAUGCACCGAUACCAACAAAUGAGGAUGCUGAACCGUGCAUACUUCAUUCGAUCCUUUAG